Molecule: messenger RNA, 6708 nt
Organism: Nothobranchius furzeri (turquoise killifish)
Lineage: Eukaryota; Metazoa; Chordata; Actinopteri; Cyprinodontiformes; Nothobranchiidae
Gene: nkd1
Product: NKD inhibitor of WNT signaling pathway 1
Biological process (GO): negative regulation of Wnt signaling pathway
Cellular component (GO): cytoplasm
Molecular function (GO): calcium ion binding
Source: RefSeq, a predicted model, not a curated record
ACAUUUUCUCUUGCUAGCUCUAGAUCAAAGGCUCGUUUGGCUCCUCAGACAGCUCUACUCCGAGUAUUGUGUGCUCGUCUGCUCUUUUCUCUGGAUAUCGCAGUCUGUUUCUUCUAUCUUUGGAUUAUAUUCAUCUGAUGGUUUUCAACUCCAACUCGAUGUAUAGAAAUGGGUAAACUGCACUCGAAACAUGCCGCUAUUUGUAAACCAAGAGAGAGCCCAGAAGGCGAUAGUUUUGUAGUGAACGCCUGUUUGGCGAGGAAGGGCAUCGACGACUGGCUCGUGAAGCAGAAGUACUACUGCACGAGCUCGCGCCUCGAACAGCAGGACUGUCACCUGAAGAACAACUGCGACUUGUCCGCUCGGGACUCCAUGGUGGAUACGUGUGCGGAGGGACUCCGUCAUGAACAUUACCGCCUAGAAGUGGCUUUACCCCCGGAGAAGACAGACAGCUGCUGUGUGGAGGAGAAGAUGCAGGAGAGGGACAGCCAAUCACCCCCAGGGCCACAGAAGCAGCUCCAGUUUGAAGAGCUGGAGUGUGCCGUCUCUGUGGAGGAGGACAACCGACAGGAGUGGACCUUCACCCUCUACGACUUUGACAACAAUGGCAAAGUUACACGAGAGGACAUCACCAGCCUGCUCCACACCAUCUACGAAGUGGUUGAUGCCUCCGUCAACCAUUCCCCCAGCAGCAGUAAGACCCUGCGGGUGAAGCUGUCCGUUGCUCCCGACUCCAGCCAGCGGUGGAGGAGCUGCGCUCACGGUGCGACAGACUUGUCCCACUCCAGAGACAAAAACGACAAGUGCAUGGAUGAUUCCAAGACUUCGGACAAGAAGUCUCGAGCUCUGCUAAGGCGCCACCACAGCGACCACCACGCCCAGCCUGGCUGCCAGCGCCACUGUGUGGAUGAGAACCUGGAGCGCCGGAACCACUACUUGGACCUGGCAGGCAUCGAAAACUACACGUCCCGCUUCGGAACCGCUCCCGCUCCAGAACCAACCAAAGUGGAGACUCAGACGCGCUCAUCCAACCAGGGUCGUUCUCGCUCCCACGAGCCUGAAAACGGUCACGCCCAUUCACACCACCGCCGCUUGCAAACGGUGGUGGACGCGUCUGCUGCGGACGUCCUCAAUCCCGUUCGCCCCAAAGGACAAGACUCAGGGAAACACACCGUUCGCUCUCCAAAGACCCAGAGCCGCACGCCGCCGGCGCAGGUCAGCGGCCGGGUGAUGAGGAGCCGAGGCGUUCCCCCUCCCCCGGCUCUCCCCAGUCAGACCCCCCCUCACCAGUCCACAGCCCCCUACCGCAGACACAAACAGAGAUCGAAGGAGAGCCAGGGUUACCGGGCUCUGGGCUCUUUGGUGUCCCCGGGCCCGAUGGUGGAGAAGGAGCAGGUGAGGGACCUCCCCAGCGUGGUUCUGUACGAGGGCGGGCUGGCGCAGCUGGUGCAGCGGCACGAACACCACCACCACCACGAACACCACCACCACUACCACCACUUCUAUCAGUCGUGAACCUCGGGUUCUGGCUGGGACAGCUCGGUUCUUCUGGAGCCGAUCAAACCGGACCAGCAGACACGGUAGUGUCCUCAAAGCAGCUCGUCCUGCAAAGGGGACGCUGCGAUGGACACGGGGAGGACAGGAGGAUCACGGGUCCCAGUACCGAAAUAAUCAGUGUUAUCGUUAAAGGUCAGAGCAGCAGGUCCAGGGGACACGACGCAGACUUGACUGUCCUCUUGUCUCUGUGAUCAGACACCUGAUGGACCACACGCCUCCCAACCAGCACCGCCGUCCCUCCCCACACCACUAAAGGACAAGAAGGGACAAGAGGACGAGCAUGAGACUUUAAAAACAUAUAUGAAGGAACAAAGAUGGUGGAGGAGCAGAAGAAAGGUGUCCAAAAUGUGGUGUGUGUGUGUGUGUGUGUGAGCUUGUAUCAGUGAGUGUGUGUGUGCUUACACGUGUGUGUGUGUGUGUGCAAUUGUGUGUGUCUGUGUGUACACGUGUGUGUGUGUGUGUGUGUGUGUGUGUGUGUGUGUGUGUGUGUGUGUGUGUGUGUGCGUGCGUGUGUGUCUGUGUGUACACAUGUGUGUGUGUGUGUGUGUGUGUGUGUGUGUGUGUGUGUGUGUGUGUGUGUGUGUGUGUGUGUGUGUGUGUGUGUGUGUCUGUGUGUACACGUGUGUGCGUGUGAUUGUAUGUGUGUAUGUGUGUGUGUGUGUGUGUCCUUACACGUGUGUGUGUGUGUGUGUGAUUGUGUGUACACGUGUGUGCGUGUGAUUGUAUGUGUGUAUGUGUGUGUGUGUGUGUGAUUGUGUGUGUGUGAGAACCACUUGAAGCAUGCUUGUGAGGUCAUCAGGUGACUGAAGUCCUUUUAGGUAAAAACAGGAAGGAGAAAGUCCUGAUUCUGCUGCUACCUCUGCUUCAUCCUGCUCCGUGUUGUCAUGGUGACUUUGGUCAAACAUUCAGAGGUUUUUUUUUUUUUUUUUUCAAAAGUACUUUGAUGGAAGGAAGAUAAAUUCUGUUGUUUCUGCUCUGAAAUGUGGAAAAGCUACUUAGAUGUAUUAACUAACAUGUUCUGUACAUAAAGUAUUUAUAUUGUUAUGGAUUUUAUAAGCUUUAUUAAUGAGGUGCUAUACCCACGUAUUCGUUUCCUCCUCAGCUGCAUUUCUUAUUAUGACCACUAGGAGUAUUAGUAGAACAUAAACCAGCAUCCCAUCUCACCGUGGCGGUCUCGUGCCUCCCCUUUCACCACAGUCGAGGGGAUUUUUCUGUGUAAACGUUAAACAUUUUCAUCUCACUUGCUGUAGAUGGCUUCCUGAAGGGCCUCAGUUUGAAGAAAUAGCUUCAUUUCAUGAAAUAAGGGCAGAAAUAUAAAAAUAUUUCCUGAAUUUUCCAGAUUAAUCAGAAGUGCUACGUUUUGAGAUUUGUGCUUGAAAAUAAACAGGAAUCAAGACCAUGGUCUCAGAUGGUCUUGAUUCGGAAAAGGGUAGAAUGCCUUCUCGGGGUCAGGGAUGAGGUCCUGCUCCAAGUGGAGGAGUUUAAGGAUCUUGGUCUUGUUCACGAGUGAGGGAAAGAUGGAGCGUGAGAUCGAUAGGCGGAUUGGUGCUGCAUCUGCAGUGAUGCGGGCGCUGUACCGGUCUGUCGUGGUGAAGAGAGAGCUGAGUCAGAAGGCGAAGCUCUCGAUUUAUCGGUCGAUCUACGUUCCUACCCUCACCUAUGGUCACGAGCUUUGGGUAGUGACCGAAAGAACGAGAUCACGGAUACAAGCGGCUGAAAUGAGUUUUCUCCGAAGAGUGGCUGGGAUCUCCCUUAGAGAUAGGGUGAGAAGCUCGGUCAUCCGGGAGGGGCUCGGAGUAGACCCGCUGCUCCUCCACAUCGAGAGGAGCCAGUUGAGGUGGCUCGGGCAUCUGGUCAGGAUGCCUCCUGGACGCCUCCCUGGUGAGGUUUUCCGGGCACGUCCAACCGGGAGGAGACCUAAAGGUAGACCCAGGAUACAGUGGAGGGACUAUGUCUCUCACUUGGCCAGGGAACGCCUUGGGAUUCCCUCGGAGGAGCUGGCCCAAGUGGCUGGGGAGAGGGAAGUCUGGGUCUCUCGACUUAGGCUGCUGCCCCCGCGACCCGACUCCGGAUAAGCGGAUGAAAAUAGAUGGAAAUAAACAGGAUUUCCUGUAAAUAACCAAAAAAAAAAAAAACAACAGCUGUGCUGGAACUAGCCGUUAGCCCAUCAGUCCUGUUGCAACGUCCGCUCAUUUGCUAAAUAUUCGGUCCUACGUUGGACCAUAAUGCAACAUUUGCAUCAAGGUUCAGUUUGAUUUGAAUCCUUUUCUCACCUUUUCACCUGGGAGAAAAUCAGACGAGAUCUAAACGUAACCCGGCGAACUUUUGACCUUCCCGACAGCAAGCUCGGACUUGUUGCAUCCUCGUUUGUUUCCUGCUAUGUCAACAAUACCGCUGUUUUGUGUGGGAGUGUGUACUCCUUCGCCAUUCACACGCUUUAGUCCUCAUCGCUUCUAGAAGCUAAUAAUCACAGUCGUGUGUGAUUAACCAGAGCAUCCGUGUUACUGAGUCGGAACAAUUCUGUUCAUCAUCUCUGAUCCGGUCGUGACUCCUGAAGGUGUUGGACAGCUGAUUUCUCUGAACUGAGGCCGUUCAGGAAGCGAACGACAGGUGUGAAGGUGACUCAGACACAGGAACAUUGCGGGAAAUGGCCUAAAUACUAAACCGUCUAAGACGAGCCCCAUUUUCCUCUGGAGGUCUUUAUUUGGAUACCUGGACUAGCUAAUGCCACGUCCCAGCGGUCCCGCUUGGUCAGCUGAUCCCUCUGUCCCCCCAGCUGUCAGCAGGUCUCACCGAGCUGCCAUGUGGCCUCGGCGCUCAGCUAACAAGUCUGUGGGGGGGCGUGUUCUCCCAGCUGUCUCAUUCCUCUGGUGCUGGAUAACACGGGGCUCGGCCCGCCGUCUCCACUACGGCCAUAACUCACCGCUUCUGUCUGCCGUCCCCUGCCAGCGGUGGGGACACGUGCCCCGUCCUGUCCCUCGUCUUUUUCUUUUAAGCUGACAUCUGACUGAAGCUUGGAUUGAGGAGUUUCUCAUUUCAGCACCGUUUUUGUAACGUUUAGCUAUUUUAAGUGCAUUUCUGUGCAUAAAUGUAUCUUUUUAUGCCCUGUUGUAGCUCUUUUACAUGAGAGGACUCAAAAAUCAGAGCUGUUUUAGGACAAAUAUACACUUUUGACCCUUCAAAGUGGGGGGGCUAGUCAUAGCGGGACGGCCCCCAGAGUUCAGAAAGAAGCGUGAGGCGAUUUUGCAGCAACGCAACAAUGGAGGACAUGAUAGCGAUGCUGAUUGCUCUGCUUAGUCAGCUUUGUGUCCGACUCCGAAAGGAUGAAGGCGGAAAAUUCUGGAGCAGCCAGUGAGUCCUAGCCCGGCCUCCAGACUCGUCCUCUGUUUAAAUCUGUACAGAGAGAGAGUCUGGUCACUCACAGGCAGAGAGGAACAUGAGGGGCGGGGCUAGGCAGCUCAAAAAUAACCAAUCAGAAAAAAAAAGACGAAAAUGCUGACUACCGCGCGAUGCUGUAGUUUUUUUUAGCUGUAGUCAGAAAUGGCGUCUGGCGACGGCGCAAACAUCUUUUUUUUAAGAAGAAAGGCUUUUAGCGCUUCUGCUUGUUUUAAAGACAUUGAAGUCAUUUAGACCAGACGAAAGAGCCGCAGCCAACUCCGCUUCAGUCGCCGUGUUCGUGACUAACUCGGUGUUGUGGUGUGUGAUGUGCGCUGUUCAGCGCUGAUUGGGUUUAUUUGAACAGGAGAGUUCCCAGACCCUUUCUCUGUGCAGAACUAGCCAGAGGAGGAGUCUGGCAGGCCAGGCUAAGUGACUCCGCCCCUGACCAACCAGUGACCAACUGUCCUUUGACGUUGCUUUACUGGUAGAAACACCUCAGAACCAAGUUGAGACGCGUUCAGUAGGUGCUGAUCCCAUUAGGUCUAUGCUUAUGCUAGCAGUUAGCUUAUCAGUCCUGAAACUCCCAUUUGUCUGAACUGAGGCCAUUCAGGAAGCUAUCUUGGGUUUGAUAAUAACUCUUGCACAAAAUUACAAUCGCACACACACACACACACACACACACACACACACACACACGUAUUUGUAUGCUUGUGUGGACCCUCCUUUGACUUUCAUUCAUUUUAGUGACUCCACUAUGCCUAAAACCACGUUUCAGGGUAUUUUGUCCUUGUGUGUAUCAGCCAAAUGUCCACGCUACAGGUUAAAUGUUAAAAUUUGUCCACUUAAGCAUAUAAAGACAAGUACACGCACACUGAUGUUGCUCCUCGGGGCCUUUUCUUGGACGGCACGUUUUCAUCUCCUCAGAAAUGGUCUCGACCGUGGUGGAGUCAGCCAUCCCUUGCGUUAACAGACUCUGAGCGGUCCACUUUUCAUCCUGCUGGGUGGUCCCAUUCAACACGGCGAGCCCGGGUUUCUGAGGGAAUUCGAUUGAGUCCGACUUCCCGGCCCGAGUGGCAUUUUUAAACCUUGAUCUUAUUUAAUUCAGUCUCUUUACUUCAUAAGAACAUCCCAGCAGCAUUUGUUAAGCAUUGAGAAAGCAGUCCUUUUAAAUAUUUUACUGUAAAACUUUAUUUUAUGGGUCAAAACUCACCUCCAAUAGAGUGCUGGUGCUAUUCCAUCUCCUAUCUGUUAUUUUUUUUAAUAUAUAUAUUCCCUUUUUUUUAUAUUUUAUUAUCUUUCCCAGAUUCCUUCUCAGUGGCUUUGGCAGGUUUUCAUGUGCACAUAAGUGACAUUUUAUUCCAGAAUAGGAUGUUUUCUGCCAUUUUAUUUUAAUCAUAACACAAACCUUCUUAAUUACGUGUUACCUCUGUUCACGGUAGUCACUUCUCACGUUAUUGUUGUAUCUAAAGCACCACUGACUUCCUUGUACCUUUAUUUUAACUCUCAUGUGUGUAGUGGACUGUAGAAAGCUUCAUUAUUUAUCGUUGAACCUUCCUCGUGUCCGCCAGGCUGCUCCCGCUCAUCCAAGGGAAAUCACCUUUAGGAAAACGAACUCAUCUCCACCUCGUCGGAAACGUCUUUAGUUUUAUCACCAUUCUGUUUAGCUCAUAUUACUUUGUAUUUGAUUAAUUUCUUUAUUUAUUGAAUAGCAGAUCUGUGCCAAGGGAAAUACUCUUUUAUUAAAAUAUGAACCUGUUCAUCGUAAGCUCACUA